This is a messenger RNA of Choloepus didactylus (southern two-toed sloth), 2163 nucleotides long. It is a transcript of the gene L3HYPDH, whose product is annotated as trans-L-3-hydroxyproline dehydratase. Bases 120 to 1214 code for a protein of 364 amino acids. Gene Ontology annotation, molecular function: hydro-lyase activity. Lineage: Eukaryota; Metazoa; Chordata; Mammalia; Pilosa; Megalonychidae. The transcript has 5 exons. The record is from RefSeq and is a predicted model, not a curated record.
GCCCCGCCCCCACACCGAGCUUCCCGAGUCUGGAUUCCGAGGCCUCUUGUCUGAAGGUGCCAGGGUUCCUGCCCUUCUUGCGCAGGGUCGGGGAGCGGGGACUCGAAGUGUGCGCUGUAAUGCUGGGGUCGAGUCCGCGGAUGCAGACUAUGGAGAGCUCGCUGGCUCUGCCCCGUAUGCCGCCGCACGACUCUAGGAUUCCGGCGCUGUCGGUGGUCGAUAUGCACACCGGCGGCGAGCCCCUGCGCAUCGUGCUGGCGGGGUGUCCCGAGGUGGCCGGCCCCACCCUGUUAGCCAAGCGGCGCUAUAUGCGCCAGCACCUUGACCACGUGCGGCAGCGACUCAUGUUAGAGCCCCGGGGGCACCGGGACAUGUACGGAGCCGUCCUCGUGCCGAGCGAGCUGCCGGACGCGCACCUGGGCGUCCUGUUCCUGCACAACGAGGGCUACAGUUCCAUGUGCGGCCACGCCGUGCUGGCGCUGGGCCGCUUCGCGCUCGACUUCGGGCUGGCGCCGGCGCCCCCAACCGGCGUCGGCGAGGCCCGCGUAAACAUCCACUGCCCGUGCGGGCUGGUGGCCGCCUUCGUGGAGUGCGAGGGCGGCCGUAGCCGCGGCCGGGUUCGCUUCCACAGCGUGCCGGCCUUUGUGUUGGCCACAGAUCUCAUGGUGGAUGUUCCUGAUCAUGGAAAGGUAGCAGUGGACAUUGCCUACGGUGGUGCGUUUUAUGCAUUUGUUAGUGCUGAAAAGUUUGGACUUGAUGUUUGUUCUGCAAGGAUAAGGGACCUUGUGGAUUUAGCAAGUGCAGUGACAGGAGCAGUGAAAGCUCAGUUUAAAAUUAAUCAUCCUGACAGCGAAGACCUUGCCUUUCUGUAUGGAACCAUAUUAACAGAUGGAAAAGAUGCUUAUAGUGAGGAACCAACCACCAACAUCUGUGUGUUUGCAGAUGAACAGCUUGACAGAAGUCCUACUGGCUCUGGAGUGACAGCCCGAAUUGCCUUACAGUAUCACAAAGGGCUUCUAGAGCUGAACCAGAUCAGAGCCUUUAAAAGCAGUGCAACUGGCUCUGUAUUCACUGGCAAGGCUCUGAGGGAAGCAAAAUGUGGUGAUUUUAAAGCAGUUAUAGUGGAAGUAUCAGGACAAGCCCAUUAUACGGGUACAGCAAGCUUUAUAGUAGAAGAAGAUGACCCACUUAAAGAUGGAUUUCUUCUCAGAUGACUUCUUUCAUUACUUUUAAAGGCUUUUUUUUAAAGCAGUUAUUAUCUACAAUAAUUUUUCUCUAAAUCAUGUGAAAAACAAUAUCCAAAUUAGACAUGUAAGCUCACUUCCAUUCUUUCUAAAGUAGUACUCUGUGGCUAAAGUCAUUAUACCCCAUAUUUGCAAAUGUAUUUUGGUAUAAAUGUCAUAUACGCCUAAAAUUCAGAAUCUUUUUCUACUUAUUAACAUAUCAGGCAAAUUAAAACCUUAGUUCUUGUUCCUUUUCAAAUAUUACUCUUGGUGAUUAUCAUAAUCUUUUGUUUUAAAGGCUCUUUGAAUAUAUCUUGAAUUGUAGCCCUCAAGUUCAUUAUUUUUGUUUUCCAGUUUUUGAGUGAGAUCAUGCCUCUUCUAUAAGCAACAUGUAAGGCAGGUGGAUUUUUAUAAGGGACUCAACACUUAGCAUAAAUAGACUAGGAAAAGGUGGGGAGGGGGAGCUUUCUUUGACUAGGCAUUGCUCUUGCUGCUGCUGGGAUGUUUUCUGACCCGCAGUGGCCAGCUCCCACCCCACAGGUAACUGAAGUCUUGUAUACUCAUGUGAAAAGACCAAUCAAUAAUCAGACUUUUGCCAUAGCUCUAAGGCUUUUAUAAAAGGCAUUGUUUAUUGCAUUACUGAAAUACAGCUACACAGUAGAGAUUCACCAGUGAAUCAUUACAGUGGGAUGAGUCUCAUACUGUUCCAUCUGCAUGCUAGGUAGAUUUAAAGCAUGAAAGAGAUUUUACUUAUUGGCAUUCUCACUAGUUAAUAGUUGUCUGUGAGCCUGUUAAAAAUAAUAUUUAAUUGUUAUCAGUCAUUAUAAAUUGAAGCAUUAAGAUCUUAUUUCUUUUAACAUUUGGUUGUCUCAGAGAAUUCAGUAAAUUCUUCUGUGAGGUAGAUGUUCCGGUUUGCUAAUGCUGUCGUUAUGCAAAAUAC